Rhododendron vialii is the source of this 1688-nucleotide messenger RNA. RefSeq names its product putative protease Do-like 14. Gene Ontology annotation, biological process: proteolysis. Gene Ontology annotation, molecular function: protein binding; serine-type endopeptidase activity. The coding region runs from base 182 to 1387 and encodes 401 amino acids. The transcript is spliced from 11 exons. Lineage: Eukaryota; Viridiplantae; Streptophyta; Magnoliopsida; Ericales; Ericaceae. The record is from RefSeq and is a predicted model, not a curated record.
AUUUUCGGCUUUUAGCUACUAUCAAAAUCCCUGAUCGGACUUGGGCUGCUCAAACCACCAAACUCAUCCACCAUCGAAGAAGACACAGGGCAGAGACAGAGAAAUCGUAAUCGUAGACCAUCGAAUCCCACCUGCAGAAGGAGUUUCUGAGAGAAUCAAUUCCUAAACCUUAAACUACAACAUGGCUCCCAAAAGGACAAGGCUUGCUGGUCGUCGGGCGAUACAAAAGAUGAAAAUUCAUAUGGGCCCAUGGAAAGGGAGACACCCCGAAUCAAAGGAUAUACCUACCGAAUUCAAAGGAGCUAUUGUGGAUGCGUCUGCUGCCGUUGUCAGUCUUGUACCUGAUGCUGGUCCAGGUGGGGAGACAAUGUUUGCGGGUUCUGGGACCAUUAUAGCAUGUGAGGAUGUUAAUGGGACGUACACCAGUACAAUUUUAACUUCUGCUACUCUCCUUAGGUCUACUGAAUCAAAUGAUAUACAAGAAGACAUUGAGGUUAAUGUGUAUCUAGCGGACGGUAAAUCAAUGAAGGGUCGUGUGUCCGCUCAUGAUUUUCAUUUCAACAUUGCUACUAUCUCUAUCACAUCUGAUGUACCAUUGCCUACCGCCAGUCUUAGACCUUUGGAUGAUUCGAUCUCCAUAGAUCCCAAUCACCCCAGUGAGAUCAUUUGUCCUGAAGAAAAUGAGAUAGCUUCCCAAUCGUUUCAGCUUCAUCGUCAUUCAGAUUCAUUUAAAAUUUGUCCUGGAGACACGGUUGUAGCCCUUGGCCGACACUGUGGUGGAACCCAUUCCCUAUGGACUGCUCUUGGCAAAUUCAGUAUUGAUCGUUGCGGGUUUGACUGUAAAGAGCUUUUCAGGGCGAACUGCCUUAUUUUAAAAAGUGGUAUUGGAGGUCCCCUUGUCAAUCGUCAUGGAGAAGUCAUUGGAGUCAAUUUUUAUGAUGCUGACUGUACCCCUUUUAUGCCAAUCAACAUAGUUUCCAAAUGCUUGAAGCGAUUUCAAGAAAAUCGGCCAUCCCGUCAACCUUGGCUUGGCAUGGAAUUGACUAAUCUUUAUGCGGCACGCAUAGGCAAGUUGGAAAAAGUUAUCUCAAGGUUCAAUAUCUCCAAAGGUGUACUUGUUGAAAAGGUUAUAAAAGGGUCCCCUGCUGAACAAGCUGGAAUACUCCGGGGUGAUAUUAUUGUUCAAUGUGGGAAAAAGUAUGUUCAAGGUUUUUUGGAGUUCUAUGAUAUAAUAUGGAAAAAAGUUGGGAAGUCUGUAGAGGUGGUUGUGGUAAGAGAAUCAAGUCCUGCUCCUCUGAAUCUGAAAGUGUUCGUUGACAAGACUAGCCGCGAUAAAGUAAAUAGAUGGCCGGUCCCCAAGACAAUGUGGCUUAAAAUACUAAAUUAAAUGGCUUCUCUGUGGGUAAUAUGUUCUUCCUGGAAUGGUGUUUUGUUGGAACUGGAAAUGUAUGAACAUAAAUCCUAGGCACUGUUGAAAGUGAUGUCUGCUUCGGGCACAUUUAACUUUGUUUUGCUAGAUAGUACGAUUUUGUGUUUGGGAGAUUUGGCUAGAGGUCCCAAAAAUCGAGCUUUUGAGGGUCGGACUGAUGGAUGAUGUUUGUAGCCUAAUGCCCAGUUGUUCCGCUUAUGUUGAGAUAUUUAAAGUACGGUACUAUUUAUUUUCUCCAAGAGUUUUCGGCUUUCUUUCA